AUGACUCCGAACCACCCUCUCCUCCUCUCCCCAUCCCUCCUCACCCUCACCCUCCUCUUCGCCCUCCCCGCCCACCCGGCCUCCCUAACCCCCCCCCCACCCAUCUCAAACCCCUCCCCCCCAACCGCCGACCGCUCCAUCGAAUGCUUCAACCUCACCACCCCAAAAGCCUACCCCGUCGACCCGAACGACUGCCCCCCCGCCAUCGACGCCCUCUACCACGACCCCUCCGGCGUGCCCUUCGCCUGGCAGUACGGCUCCUGCCAGGUCCUGCUGACCAGCGGGCUCCCGGGCGCGCUCGACACGUUCCGGCUCGCCGACGUCAUCGUGCAGGCGCUGCGCAUCAUCGAGGAGUGUCCGCCCCUGAGCAAGAAGGCGUUGGGGGGGCUGGGGCUGGUGGGGCGCGGGCAGGCGUUUUUUGUGGCGGUCAAUGGGCCCGAUUUGUCGCCGGAUGGGGAGGGGGAGGGGGAGGGGGAGGGGGAUGGCGAUGGGGGUGGAGAGGUGGAGGGGGGUGGGGAUGUGACGGGGCUGGGUUUCCGCGGUGGAAGUGACGGGUCAGGCGUUGAUGUUGUGGAUCCGGAUUGGGCGAGUGAAGGGCUGAUGGCAUCAUGA
This is a messenger RNA of Letharia lupina, 612 nucleotides long. RefSeq lists its product as uncharacterized. Bases 1 to 612 code for a protein of 203 amino acids. The record is from RefSeq and is a predicted model, not a curated record. The transcript is spliced from 2 exons. Lineage: Eukaryota; Fungi; Ascomycota; Lecanoromycetes; Lecanorales; Parmeliaceae.